UCCACAUUACACUUCCCUCGCCUACAUAAAACGAAGCCUCAGUAGGGUUUUAGUCCAGCAGUACCAGCGAGAAGCGUAGAACGGUCAUUGUCAUGGCUUUCCUUAGUAAGGUUGGAAAUAUACUCAGGCAGACCGCAACCAAACAGGUCAAUGCAGAAUUUUCUGCAUCCAGACCUUCCAUUUAUCAAGCAAUACGCUGCAUGUCAUCUUCAAAACUUUUCGUUGGAGGUAUUUCAUUUAAUACUGAUGAUUCAGGCCUAAGAGAAGCAUUUGGAAAAUAUGGCGAGGUCGUUGAAGCUAGGAUCAUUCAGGAUCGUGAGACUGGUAGGUCCAGAGGAUUUGGCUUUGUUACAUAUACUUCAAGUGAGGAUGCUUCCAGUGCCAUCCAGGCCCUGGAUGGACAGGAUCUUGAUGGUCGUCAGAUAAGGGUGAAUUAUGCUACUGAUAGACCACGUCCUGCCUAUAACCAAGGCUAUGGUGGUGGUGGUGGAGGCUAUAACCAAGGCUAUGGUGGUGGUGGUGGUGGUGGUGGAGGCUAUAACCAAGGCUAUGGGGGCGGUAGAGGCGGUUAUGGUGGUAAUACUAGUGGUGAUGGCUUUGGAAGUAGAGGGAAUUAUGGCAAUGACAGUUUUGUCAGUGGUGAUGGUUCCUAUGGAGGAAAUGUCAGCUCUGCCAGUGGUGGAUUUGAUGGAAGCUCUGGUUUGGGAUUUGGCGGAAAUGAAGGUAACAGCAUGGACAAUGCAGCUGGAGAUCUGAACUCUGGUGAACCUUUGGAUGGAAAUUACAGGGACAACUUUGAUGAUUCUGGGGACUUUGCAAAAAGGGCAUGAGAAAAGCCACCCAUUAGCAGAAGCAGAAGCAAAGUGAAAGUGUUAGUACUAAUAGACGGAUUUUGAUAUUUAUUUUGCCUCUUGCCAUUUUUCUAGAACUGGUUUAUACCAUUUAUCCUGGUUUCUCUCUCUGCAUUUGAAUUGUUUUUCUUUGUGAACUUGAAAAAUAGUCUUCUUUAGAAAUAAUUGUAGCUGAAAUUACUUUGUUAGA
Molecule: messenger RNA, 1041 nt
Organism: Tripterygium wilfordii
Lineage: Eukaryota; Viridiplantae; Streptophyta; Magnoliopsida; Celastrales; Celastraceae
Product: glycine-rich RNA-binding protein 3, mitochondrial-like
Exons: 5
Coding region: 93-830 (245 amino acids)
Molecular function (GO): RNA binding
Source: RefSeq, a predicted model, not a curated record